AUGGCGGGGACUGCGAGUAGGGACGCUGAGUCGAGCGGGCAUCAGCAGCAACAGCACGAGCAUGAAAAGCAUCAGCAUCAUCAGCAGCAUCAGCAGCAGCAGCUCCAUGGAUCCCAGCACAAUUUGGCCCAUGCCGUGGCCUCUCCGGUGACCAUGGGACAUUCUCAGGACGGACACCACGAAUCGAAGCUGCAGAGGCUGAAGCGCUCGCUGUCAUUCAAGACCAAGUCUCUGCGCAGCCGCAGUGCAGACAACGUCUUCGAGCGUUCCGACCGGGACUCGCGGGGAGAGGGCAACCUCAUCCUCACUCCGGCCCUCAUCCCGAACGCCGCCCUCCGCGGUAGCCCCUCGUCGCCACCACCGCCGCCACCGCCGCAACUCCCCCCGGCGUCGCGCGAGUGCCUCCUGGGCGAGGCGCGGUCCUCCCGGGCACUCCUCUCCUCCUCCUCGUCCUCCUCCUCCUCGUCCUCCGCCACCACCAACGUGGCCGCAGCUCAUCCGCCGCCGUCCCCGCUGCGUCUCUUCCCCGGCGAGCGACAGCACGACUUCCAGGAGCACGUCUUCAAGAAGCCCACCUUCUGUGACAUCUGCAACCACAUGAUUGUGGACACGGGGAGCAGCAGCAAGCACGGCCUGCGCUGCAAGGCGUGCAAGCUGAGCCUGCACCACCGCUGUCUUGGGGGUGUCGAGAUGCAGCGCUGCAUGGGCAAGAUGCCGAAGGGAUUCCGCCGUCACUACAGCUCCCCGCUGCUCAUCAACGAGCAGUUCUCCUGCAUCAUGGAGGUCAUCCCGCUCGAAGAAGACCGUAAGCGAAAUGAGAAACCUUGUGUCUGCAGCUCGGCUAGGCGUGGGGACGGCCACUCAGGAUGCGGGAAGAAAGUGGACCCGGUCUACGAGACUCUGCGAUUCGGCACGUCGCUGGCGCAGCGCGUGAAAGGGCGUGGAUGCGAGGGUGAGCCUGGGCCGUGCCGACACAGCAGUAGCAUGGACGCCGAUCUCAUGGAUGUGCCAGAAGAGAUGGACAUGGGAGGAGGAAUGCCGGGCGUCCAGCAAGGCACCCAGCCAUCUUUUCAGCAAGCCACCCAGCCAGCCGCCCAGCAAACCACUCAGCCAGCCACGAACCCAGAUGCUCAUUUAGAGGGCCCGCCGGGGACUCAGCCAGCCACCAAGGCAGACAGCCAGCCAGAGAAAAUGUCUCCCGCUGGGACGGGCUCUGAGGACACGGGCGCUGGCGACAAGCCUAAGAAGCCGACUCCGGUGCGGAGGGGUCAGCUGAAGCACAUGGAGUCCAUUCAGCAGAUGUACCAGUACGUGGCACUGUCCCAGUACGUGCCGCAAGACAGCGGCGACCUAGCCAUCCAGCCCGGAGACAUCCUAUCAAUUGUUGACGAUUCCAACGAAGAGUGGUGGAAGGGCCGGAUCGAUGACCGCGUCGGCUUCUUCCCUGCCAACUUCGUGCAGCGGGUGCGGCCGGGCGAGCGCGUGUUCCGUUGCGUGCGCGCGUGCGCGGGCACCCGCGAGCACGGCCACCUGGCGCUCAACCUCGAGCAGAUCUGCGUGGAGAAGGCCAGCAUGCCCUCGCAGGGCUUGGUGCGCGUGCAGAGCGGCCGCAAGAAGGGCCUGGUGCCCAUCGACUGCCUGGAAGAGAUAUGAGGGAGGGAGGAAAUCGGCGAUCGACAAUGUCUCCAUGGGGUGCGUCUCUCCCGACUCGGCCGGUUUCUUAGCGGGAGCCUGGAGAAGAGUACCUUGAGUUGGCGAGCAGGUGUAGGUGAAAACACAAAUGGCGCGACUCUGUGCCAUAGAUGCCCAUUCCGACAGCAGAGCUUCUACCGCUGUCAGAGACUCUGCCAUGGAACAGCAGCUUUUACCGUCACCACCACCACCACCUGCCAAUAGUGUAGCAGUAGAAGUUCUUGGUGGCCACCGGGCAGCCGUAACUACACAGGCAGGUGGAGAAGGAGCAGACGCUGUUGGGUUUUAUUCUGGCAGUGUAAGCGCACGUCUGAAUUCAUAGCGGGGGAAACGUCGGGGAGCUUGGCACAGCUGGUGGUGCAUCGUGUGUGUGUUGGACAUCGGCGCAUCAUCUGUGUUAGCUGGUGGUGAAACUUGAGCGUUGACCUCUGCACCGUUGCAUAUUUUAUGGGAACUUUGUGCAUCACUACACAGCGCGCUGCAGAUUUGCAAUAGUGCCCCCUUCAACAGUAGAUGUUCCCUCCACCUUCAAAUGUUAUUCAUUGAAUUUCUGACAGACUUUUAAAUAAGCUCCGUGUAGUCUCACUGCGGCAUAUGCCUGCACUGCUCGCAGCAGCUAAUACAACACAGGCCCACAACUGUGAGAUUAGUGCAUUAAUUUACUAUUAUAUUGAUUUAUUUAUUUACCUAGCUAUUUAUUUUUUUACAGAAAAUCCAUUAUUUUACAUGUAGCAUUUAUAAAAAUGCAUAUAUUAUUCAAUGCACAUACGUUAUCGUUCGUGGAAUACACUGUUGUAAAAAAAAGUAGAAAUAACUACAUGUUUACAAAUGUCAAGUUAAAUCGUGCUGUCUGAAAGUGUUUUUGAUGGUUUAAAAAAAUGCAAGUUCAUUUCUGUGAAGAUUAGAAAUAGUUAAUUACAAGCAAUUACCGUAAAUGAUUGAAAAUGAAGGAAAAUGCAAACAUUUAGCUAAUGAAUAGAGUGGCUGUUUAGAUGUCCAUGCUCGAAUUGAUGCGUGUGUGUAUAAUUGUAUACAUUUAUUUACAAUGUGUCUUUGCAAACAUUUGAGAAUAGGAAGGGGGUAAACAUUCAUGACUCCACCUCAAGUUAUUUAUAUUCAUUAUACCUAACAUCACCCCUUGGAGUUAAAUCAUUUAUUAUUUUAUUUCCCUCGUAUAAAUGUUUGCUUUUAAAAUGAGAAUAACAUCACAUGGGUUUUUUUUCUUUGUCAAAACAAGGGACAACACCGGAUGAUGUUAACAUUGAACUAUUUCUGGUGUCACUUUAGUCUCGCCGAACAUUUGAUGGCUCUCAUUUCUGCUCUGUAAAGAUGGGUUCUCCUUACAUCAGCCAUCUCAUACAUUUUAUUUCUCAAACCCCAGGGCUGUUCCGGAUGAAGUGAAGACAACUAUGUAUACAAAAUGCUUUUAGGAUUGUCGUUAUUGGUGGUCAGGCUGAGACCUUGAAAUAAGACCACACCUGAAAACCUCGUGUAAUCAUGGGUGGCAUCCCACAUUUAAAGUGAGGGACUAGUGUUAGCUCACGUACUGUGGCAAGAUGUUAAUUACCUCGCCCGAUAUACAGGAGGUCGUGGAUUAAAUCCUGACCCUGACACCUGUACAUUUGGAGUUUGCAUGUUCUCUCCAUGGUCGUGUGGAUCUUUAUCCAGGACCUCCGGUUGUUUCCUCCACAUUUAGAAUUAACAUCAUGCGUUUAGAGUAUUUGGCUGCUUUACAUUUCAACGUGAUAAGCCACUUCGUUGAGCUAUAUAGCUAUAUAGAUUCUGAAAAGGAGCGAUAAAGCUCAGUGGGCCUUACCUGGUAAAAUAAAAAGUUUAGUUUCAAAAUAGUUUAGUUUGAAGCACGUUAUAAAGAAGUGGUUGUUCGUACCCUUGGCCACUCAGCCAUGUUAACACCAGACAUUUAGUUUUAUUAUUAGGAUCUUUUUUCGUCAGUACCAAGUACGUAUGGUUAAUGUAUACUUGAGUCCUUGCAAAAGGUUUCUAUUUGAUGUUUGAACAUCUUAACAACAUCUGUGUUAUUGCCAGAAAGGGUAAAGCCUAUUAUUUUUCAUACGUUGAUACUGGCAAAAAAAAAGUCUCAUGAUAUAGCUGCUCACCCCAAGAUGUGAGUGACACGUGCAUUGUCUUUGCGCUGUUCGCCUUUUGGCGGUCUCUGGUCUGACACUGGUGAGACUAGGCCAUACAGAAGGCUGUCUCUGGUGUAGACCAAUCAGUUUCAAAGACAAUGUCAUAUAUAAUUAUCACAGCAUGUUUUGUUUGCAUGUCCACCACAAGUAGUGUGGUUAAUGCAGAUGAUUCCUUGCAAGUGGGUUCUAUCUGGUGGUUUGAACAUCUUAACACCUGUUUUAUUGCCAGAAAGGGUAAAACCUAUUCUUCUAUGUUUUCAUAGUUUUGUUAUUGAAACUGAAUUGAAAUUAUUUUCACGGCCCUUUGUAUCUAUACCGUGUUACUGACUGUACUUGGACAUUUACUCUACUGGCAGGUCGUGUGUGGUUGGGUAAAGUGUGGCUACUCCAACUUCUUCCUAGAGGUCUGGAAGAAUAGGCCAAAUCACCCACUCGAAAGGUUGUCAGCAGUGGCACGCAGGGCUGCACCUCUGUCUUUACCUUACCGCAGUUGGAAUCUCAUUGCCACCAAUUUCAAAGCCACCCGCUUAUCCGGGAUGGAGGCACGAGACGACCACCGCCCUCACUUGUAAGGCGAUGGGACCAGGCGCUUCCCGGAAAGCUUUCUCCCGAGUGUGCUAAGCAGGGGGGUUGAAAUGGAACAAAGCAAUGUCCACAAGCCUGCUGGGCUUAGAGUGGCGGUGACAGGGGUGUGGUGGUGGUUGUUGUUGGUGGUGAUGGGGUUCACGGGGCAUUUUUGCCGUAGCGGUUAGCGCUACGCUGGGCUACGAACCUGACGACCUGGCCAACACCAGUGACGAUUAUCUAAACCGGGCCUCGCCUAGGUCGACUCAGCCUCAAAUGAGUACAUGGUGCGGUGUGUAGUAAACAUCGCCACCGGGGAGACAAAGGCGGACGGGCGGUGUGUGUUGGCCACCCACCCCUCGUGUGCCACAGUGCCAGCCUUCGUAGGUGCUGCUCGCCAACAGCACUUUCACAAAACCGCAUUUCAAGAAAUGACCGCAUUCACGACGCGAGAAAGAUUUCAUGUUUUUCUCCUUCCCGUCAGGCACGUGUUUAGACCAAAUACUGUACAUGAACUACACUGUAUGAGCAUUUUUGAGUACUUUACAUAUAUAGAUGCACUACUACUGUAUAUACACUACUACUGUUACGCGUACACACUUAUAAAUGUAUCUACAUGUGAUCUUUUGAGAGAGGGAGGAGGCACUUUCCAAUACCGUUUUAGCAAACGGCUGUCAGCCCAAGCCGCGUCCUCUCAUUUGAUGUUUCACUUGAGUGAGAAUUUACAUCUGUAAGUCCCUGUUGUGGUGAAGUCAACGUAUUGCCGAUGAAAGAGCGACGGUGUUCGUGCGUUUAUGCAAAUCUGAGCGCAGGAUUAAACAGAAGUCAACACGAAGAGCGCCACGAGACUUCAAGGAUAAUUCCGUCCACCAAAUCGGCAGCGAGGGCCGCCUUGAAGGCUGCCCGUGACUUUGCCACGUGGACGCCGUGAAUCCCACCGUGACUCGUGGUGUCACGAGGCCAUCAUCGGUUUCUGUGGCCAUCCGUCCAUCAAACAUUUUAGCUGCCUCCCGGGCGACAGCUUGUCUGCUAAUGGGCCGAAAUCGCCCUCUCCCGUCUCGCCUGGGCCCUCACUCAGCGCUACCUUUUGAUCUGCGGCCACCGAUGACAAGUUUGUGUGCGCGUGUGUGUGUGGGGGGGGUAUUUCCUCUCUCUCAAGUGCAAUGUCCAGGACCGGCUGGGCAAACUUAAACCGUUUCGCCUGUCCCGCACUAUUUAUGUCGAGCGAAAGGCCACUGAAAGAGCAAAAAAACCUCAUUUUUUUCAGGAGCUUUUCUUUUUGCGAUUUUUUUUCACGGAGCGAGGCGUUUUUUUCAGAAUUUUUUCCCCAUAUUUUUUUCAUUUAUUUUUUCCAGAAUUUUUGUUUGUUUCGUGUCGCAGCGGGAGCCCUCUCGCAUCUCUGCAGCAGCAACCUCGGGGGGGGGGGGGUUAUUCCGGCGUUUUGUGUGAUCGCGCCAGCCGCCAAGCUUGGACGCGACACGCGAACAACGUCUCAAGGAACCAAAAAAAAGCAAUCGACACAAACCGCCCCCCCCCCCACUGGUGAUGAAAUUGCAGCCAUGGGAAGAGCUCACGGUCACCGGGGGCCGAGCAAAGGUCACAACAAAGCAAUGAGACGCGCGAGCGAGGUGAAUCGCAGCCGCCAACAGAGUCGGUGUUGCCAACACGGAGUUAAAAGCGAAAGUUAAGGCAGGAUGGCUAGGUAAUUGGAAAAUAAUAGUUAAGUAAACGGGGAAUACAAAAAAACAGAAAGUCGUUGAAGGUGAAAAAUUUCAUCUUUAAACUGGAAGUAGUUUCGGUCAAGGCCCGAAUGGUUUCAUUCAUCGGAAAUGUACCGCACAAGUUGAUUGCACAAGCAGCGAGGGCUGGGCCGUGGAUCCCCACAUCGCUCACAAGGCGCGCCCCACUUGCCCAUCACAUUUGGGGAAAAUUACAGUCGUGGAGUCAAAGUGUCUCCCUGCUGCGUGAUUGAGCUCCUGAGUAGCCCUCAGCUCGCUUCGUGGCUUCGAACAAGCAGUGGAUACGUGGAAGGGAAAUAAAAAAAAAUCAUUAUAAAAUUAAAACAUAAAUUUUUUUUAUUUUAUUUUAUUAUUUCCCUUCUACGUGAAUUUACCGAAAGAACCAAGAAGAUGAAUCCAUGCAGUCACGAAAGCUUAAAAUCGAAAAAAAAAGCAGUGGAUAAUUCCACAUUCUCACGGCAGUAGUCUCACAACAUGAUGAGACCCAUUUUGGUGAAACAUUCACUUAAUAUACAUAUUUUUUUAGAUAUAUAUGUAGUGUAUUUAAUAAAUCAAUACUACGUACUGUGAUUCCGUAUAACGGUCGUAAUUUAAAAAUAGGAUAUUAAAUAACGGUGAUAAUUAGAAUGUCUUACAAUUGUAAAACUUAACACUGAACUACUAUGGGAUUGGUUUUUAUUCCCUAGUGCAGGGAGAAUGAUUGGCGAUUAUGAUUCUAGAAGUUGUCAAAGAGCAAAUAAUCUGACUUGCAAUGUCAUCGUUUAGCAUGAUUCCAUUCAUGGAGGCGUCUUUUCUUUACACCAAAGGUAUUAAAUGGGCAAAUUAACUCCAGUAAUGUAACACUGCUUGUGAGCAUAGUCGUGUUGAAGCUUUGUAAUGGCUUUAUAAAUGUGAUAUUAAUAGCUUUAACAUAUAAAAACAGUAAUUUAAUAACUGCUAAAACCAGUAUGAAUGUCAUAAGUACAACCAAUGACUAAUUAUAAAUGCGUCAGUGGCUUAGCUUUGCGAAUAUAAUCGUAAUCAAUUUAUAAAUAAAACAUCAAUGCCAACUUCAUAUGAUCACAUUAAAUACAUCAAUAUCAAUACAAUUCUGACAAUUAGCAACUCAUUAAAUAAAAUACGCCAUUUUGCUUACGAAAAUAGAACUUGCCCUAUAGAUGUUGCACACAGUUGCCUGUGCAAUAAAAUAAUUUUAAAAAGUUACGACUUUUUUUUUUACACAAAGGAGGAAUGCCCUUUAGAGAAGCUGCUUGAUAAAAGUGUGAUCGUUUGGAGCUAUUCGCCACCAGACAAAAGGUACGAUGGGUGUGUGCAAAUUUUCCGUCUGUCAAUAGGUCGGUCAUGCAGAGGUAAACUUAAUAAUAAUAAAAACAACCAAGUGAAUUGUAUAUGCCCUUUCACAGGUUCCCAGCACUUGAAGAACAACAACAACAACAACACCCUGUACGCUGUCCCUGCGAGAACCAUUUAUGUACGAAGCUUUGGAUGUUUGCACUCUGAUGUGUUUUCUGUGAUGUUACAAUUCAGCGACGUAUGAUGCUCCGGAGCAUGAUGCUCUGAUGCACGAUGCGCCGAUAAGGCUAUAUCUAGCACAUGCAUUGAGAAGCGUAUACAUUUGCCAGCGCAAGGCAGUGAGUGACCUAUUCGAUGAUGAGGUCACAUUUUGACCCAUCCAUAAAGGAUGUCUUUAAAAAAGCCAUUAAAAAAUACAAAACCGGUCUUUACCCCUCCCCCUCCUCCCCCCCAUCAAAUCCUGCAUUCUCUCCUUCCAUUCAUUUAGAAAUAUCAAGCAAUUCUUACCACCGCUCUCAUCUAAACAUAACUGGUAUUUUUAAACGUACACGUGAUAGGGCAUGACAUUUUGCCUAUCACUUUGUAUUUUAAAUCAUGUAAUAUCACUGUACUGGCAAUUUAAAGAUUUUUUUUUAAUAUGGACUUGGUAAUUGCAUUUCAUACAGAAUCUGGAACCGUUCCACAUUUAAAUAUAAAUGUAUACACACACACGGUAAUUAUAUUACAAAUGUUGCCUUGCAGCAGUCUGGUACAGAACUGACUCGUUCUGCUCACGGUUCAGCACAGGCACAGAAGCUUUUAUAUCCAGCAAAGAUUUAGCAAAGGGCAACUCAGUUAUUGUGGAUAACUCUCCACAUUUGGACCAUGAGAUUAUAUGUGACUUUUCACAUCUGCACAAGAUAGCAAAUGGCACGUUUGUUUGACAGUGUUCUCGUAGUCUUUGAUGAGUGGCCUAAUGUUGAAUUCUAAGCCCUGAAUAUAAAGGCUGGUGUGUGCUGGUGUGAUGACCACAGAGCCCUCUGGCCUACUCCGGACAUCCCCAAAUCCUCACGUAAUAUUCCACUUUUCAUUCGAUGUAUUUACUGAGUUGGGGAAGGGGGCGGGGGGCACAGUGGUGGGAGGUUGUCUCAUUUUUCUGGUUGAGACACAUAGUCGAACUUUUUCACUUCUCAAAGCCAAGUGUUCAGGACAAGCUUUGGGAGUGUGUAUUUCGCACCGCGAGAUGUUACAUCAAAAUCCAGAACACUGGUCUACUGCCGCCACCACCCCCACCCAUUACCGUUCUGCUGCCGCCACUGCCUCCGCGUUUUGGUGUCGUGUUGUUCACACGGUCGGCGAUAAAUGUGGCAAAGUGUGUGCAUGGGUCACAGAGAAGGUCGCGACAUUACGCGAGCAUGUGAAAUAUGCGUUCGGCUACAACAUUUUACAAUUUACGAAUGCGCAGCGAAUAACGCGACACCGCAGCGGCACCGUGGGGGUAUUGAAAGCCGAAUGCGCUUACAACGUGGUAGUCUGAUGUGUUGCAAAAUAAAAUAAGACAUUAAGGCAGUCCAUUGGCAGUUCUGAAAACGCCCAGGUUGAAAAAAUCUCACCAUGAUCAACAUUAGCCCUGUCAAAUAACAAUUAAUUGUAAGGCAGUGGUAAUGAUGAGUGUCGUGAGUUUUUGUUCUCUAAUCAUCUAUUGGUCUAAAACUCAGUCGCAUUGCACAAAUAGUAUCGACUUCAGGCCCCAUCAUCUAAAUCUAUUCAAUAUUUUUUGUAUUCAUCUUGACUCCUCCAUUCAUAUAGAAUGGAGUUGUCAGGAUAAAUGAAAUGAAACUUAAGUUGGAAAGUGGCAUUGAAUAACACAGGGCCACAUUGCCCGUUUCCACUGGGCUAAUUUCAUGACGAGGACACUUGCACCGUUAAACUUCACAGGCAGAGUGAUACCAGUAGUCUCUGCGUUUAGCUUUGAGAAAACCCGAGGCCACGGGACUUCCCGGAAGCUAUGCUCGAGCACUGUGUGACACGCCUGGUUGUCGUACCUGAGAGGUAGCCGCCACUCAUUUGAACAUCAGUGGCCCCUACUGGAAGAGGAGAGAUGGGGGGUCCAGAAGCCAUGAGAACUACCACUGUAGUUUACAGCUGGUUCACAGUUCAUGUUUCAUUGCUAAAAGGAAAUUUUAAAACGAAUCUGUCGGAAGGCCGUGGUGAAGAAUUGAUGUCGCUUCUUAAUCCAUGUGGAGUUUAACCUGGUCAUUUCCAGCCGCCUUGCUCCUAUGCAAACGCUACAAUGGAUUACUGUGACAAAGAACAGCGGAGAACGUGGGGAGGGUAACGAUUCUAGGGACCUUACAUGUAUCUUGCAAUUAUCUGGAACUGAAUUGUCGAUGCGUGUGAUGUUGCAGUGACCUGAAACAGAAAAGGAACACAAAAAAUAAACUUGGUAAUAAA
Lethenteron reissneri (Far Eastern brook lamprey) is the source of this 9868-nucleotide messenger RNA. RefSeq names its product SH3 and cysteine-rich domain-containing protein-like. The record is from RefSeq and is a predicted model, not a curated record. Gene Ontology annotation, molecular function: protein binding. NCBI's taxonomy places the organism in Eukaryota, Metazoa, Chordata, Hyperoartia, Petromyzontiformes, Petromyzontidae. Gene Ontology annotation, biological process: positive regulation of protein localization to plasma membrane; positive regulation of voltage-gated calcium channel activity; skeletal muscle contraction.